AAUAAAUAAGAUUAGAUACGUCAUUAACGUCGAACACCAUCUUGCUACUACUUGAUACCGGUUGAUCUUUAUACAGUAGAUAUUCGUCGCACAGUGCGUUUUACAUUUUCCGUAAAAUAUUGUUUACAAUGGCUACAAUAACGAGAUUGGCUAAAAUAAAUUUGAUGAGUAGGCGUUUAUACAGUUUCAAAAACAACUUAAAUGAUGUUGUAAUAGUCAGUGCUGUACGUACUCCGAUGGGUUCAUUCCUAGGGUCAUUAAAAAAUGUAUCAGCUACUAAACUUGGUGCAAUAGCUGUGCAAGCAGCUGUUGAAAGAGCUAGAAUUGCUAAAGAACAAGUCAAAGAAAUAUAUAUGGGUAAUGUCUGUCAAGGUUUCUUGGGUCAAGCACCAGCGAGGCAAGCAGCAUUAUUUGCAGAUCUUCCAAAGUCGACAAUAUGUACUACAGUGAACAAAGUCUGUGCAAGUGGCAUGAAAAGUAUCAUGCUGGCUUCUCAAUCUCUGCAGUGUGGUCAUCAAGAGAUUAUUCUAGCUGGUGGUAUGGAAUCUAUGUCUAAUGUGCCAUAUUACUUAGCGCGUGGUGAAACACCAUAUGGCGGAAUAAAACUUCAGGAUGGUAUUGUAUUUGAUGGAUUGACUGAUGUAUACAAUAAGUGUCACAUGGGUAAUUGUGCUGAAAACACGGCUAAGAAAUUGAACAUUUCUCGCCAACAACAAGACGAAUAUGCUAUCAGCAGUUACAAACGCAGUGCUGCAGCUUAUAAAAAUAAUGUAUUUAAAGAUGAACUUGUACCUGUCAGUGUGCCUCAAAAAAAGGGCAUGCCGGAUGUAAUUUUUAUUGAGGAUGAAGAGUAUAAAAGAGUCAACUUUGAGAAAUUUGGCAAUUUGAGCACAGUUUUCCAGAAGGAAAAUGGUACAGUGACAGCUGGAAAUGCAUCUACUCUAAAUGAUGGUGCCGCUGCAUUAAUUUUAAUGACCAGCGAAGUCGCUCAAAAAUUGAAUCUCAAGCCUCUGGCUAAAGUUGUUGCUUUUCAAGAUGCAGCAACGGAUCCUAUAGAUUUUCCAAUCGCCCCGGCACUUGCUGUGCCAUCACUGCUUCAAAAUGCUGGAGUUAAUAAAAACGACAUAGCUCUUUGGGAAAUUAAUGAAGCAUUCAGUGUAGUGGCUGUAGCAAAUCAAAAAUUACUUGACAUUGAUCCUACUAAAAUAAACGUUCAUGGCGGUGCUGUUUCGCUUGGACAUCCCAUAGGCAUGUCAGGAGCACGUAUUGUAGUACACUUGGUGCAUGCUCUUAAAACUGGAGAGAAAGGUGUAGCAUCAAUCUGCAAUGGAGGUGGUGGUGCAUCAUCGAUCUUGAUCGAGAAAUUGUAAGUUUGCAAAUUGCAAUCAUAACUGCUGUUUAAACUCAUACUGAAUUAUGAGAUGCUGUGCAAUCUAUAUCUUGAGAUAUAAAUUAAAUUGUAUAUAAAAAAAUAUUUUUAUACUAUGAAAUGUACUGUUAAUAUAAUGUUAUAGCAAUUGUUAAAACAAUGAUGAAGAGCGUUUUUUCACAGCUUUUCAUGUUUAUAUAAAUGUAAUUACAUAAAAUAACACAUUUUACAAUUUUUAUACUGAAAUAUAUGUACAUUUAUAAGUAUGUAAAAUAUAUAACUUUUAAGUGGAAAAAAGCAAUAUUAGAAAGCAUAAAAAAUAUAUUUUCUUACUUUGUAUACCUUUUUUAUAUUGCUGCUAUCUCCUUAUGUGUUAUAUAUUUUAUAUAGAAAUAAACUUUUUUACACAUUGACACAGUA
This is a messenger RNA of Cataglyphis hispanica, 1789 nucleotides long. RefSeq names its product acetyl-CoA acetyltransferase, mitochondrial (gene Acat1). Gene Ontology annotation, molecular function: acetyl-CoA C-acetyltransferase activity. The record is from RefSeq and is a predicted model, not a curated record. NCBI's taxonomy places the organism in Eukaryota, Metazoa, Arthropoda, Insecta, Hymenoptera, Formicidae. Gene Ontology annotation, biological process: fatty acid beta-oxidation. The coding region runs from base 129 to 1370 and encodes 413 amino acids. The transcript is spliced from 8 exons.